AUGGCUCCUAGAAAAGCAAAAAAGGAUUCUGACACUUCUGACUCAGGACCUGACGAUAUUGUCGAGAAGCCAGCAGCCAAAAAAGCUAAAACGAGCCGUGCAAAAGAUGAUGAAGAUGAAAACUCUUGGAGUCUCGAUAAGAGACGCUUUCUGAAAGUUAGAGAAUUUAAAGGAAAACUAAUGGUGGACAUUAGAGAAUUUUAUGAAACCGAUGGCGAUUUGAAACCUGGUAAAAAAGGUAUUUCAUUAAGCGUUGAGCAGUGGAAAAAACUGUGUGGUUAUGUAGAUGAAGUUAAUGAAGCCCUUAAGAAUAUGUAA
Molecule: messenger RNA, 318 nt
Organism: Nezara viridula (southern green stink bug)
Lineage: Eukaryota; Metazoa; Arthropoda; Insecta; Hemiptera; Pentatomidae
Source: the annotation of a GenBank genome assembly